UAUUCAUGGCUAAGCUUCUCAUAAUCUAUGCAGUUGCCAUUCUCGGCGUCGCGCUAACAAGCCAGGCCACCGUGUACACCGUAGGCGACACCGCCGGUUGGGAUAUCAGUGCAGACUUUCCAACAUGGCUGACCGGCAAAACAUUCUUCAUUGGUGAUGUUCUAACAUUCCAAUUCUCCCAGUACCACACCGUCAACGAGGUUGAUAAGGCCGGCUAUGACAGCUGCAAUGCCUCUAACGCUCUGCUCUCGAACGGCAAUGGAAAUAUCUCCAUCCCUCUUACCACUGGUGGCGAUAAGUACUUCAUUUGUGGUGUUCGGUUGCAUUGUAUGGGUGGCAUGAAGCUUCAAGUAAGCGUUACAACGAAUCAAUCAAUAGCUCCAGUCAGUGCACCACAAUCCCCAGUAUUCCAUCCUCAACCUCCUCCUAGUCCAAUUCAGAAGCCUUCGAUAGAUGGUAACAGCUUGUUACCUCCCUUUACAAGUGAUUCUUAUCAUGUUACAAAGAGUUCCAUGUUUGUAGCUUGGUUGUGCACCUUUGGAGCUUUUUGGCUGCUAUUUUUAAGAGUGUGAAAAUAUGAUGCCUAGUUGUUUUAACUUUUACUUUUAUUAUUGUCUCUCUCUCUCUCUCUCA
Elaeis guineensis (African oil palm) is the source of this 633-nucleotide messenger RNA. Its product is annotated as stellacyanin. Gene Ontology annotation, cellular component: plasma membrane. NCBI's taxonomy places the organism in Eukaryota, Viridiplantae, Streptophyta, Magnoliopsida, Arecales, Arecaceae. Gene Ontology annotation, molecular function: electron transfer activity. The record is from RefSeq and is a predicted model, not a curated record.